AUGAGAAACAUGAGACUCUUUCUUUCACUUGCUUUCAGUGCUCUCACGUUACUUGAAGCAUACAAGUUUAACGAUGAAACUGAUAAGCAAGCGUUGCUUGACUUCAAGUCUCAAGUUUCUGAAGACAAAAGAGUUGUCUUGUCCUCAUGGGACAGCUCAUUCCCUCUCUGCAACUGGACCAGGGUUACAUGUGGCCGCAAACACAAGAGGGUUAUUGGUUUAGACCUUGGAGGAUUUCAAUUGGGCGGGGUGAUAUCACCAUCUAUUGGUAAUCUUUCGUUUCUCAAAACACUUAAUCUUGAAAACAACUCUUUUGAUGGAACCAUCCCUCAAGAAGUGGGAAACUUGUUUCGACUUGAAUACUUGUUUAUGGGAUCUAAUUUUCUCAAAGGAGAGAUUCCAACAAGUUUGUCUAACUGCUCUAGAUUGUUGAUCAUUGAUUUGUUCUCAAACUCUCUGGGACAAGGUGUUCCUUCAGAGCUAGGAUCAUUGAAGAAGCUUCUUGUUUUACAUCUUGCUAAAAAUAGCCUGAAAGGAAAGAUCCCUACAUCUCUUGGGAACUUGACAUCACUCAAUCAACUUAGCUUUGCAGAAAACAAUUUAGAAGGAAAAAUUCCUGAUGAUUUUGCUAGAUGGACUCAAAUGGUGUCUCUUGAGUUAUCAAUGAAUAGUUUCUCAGGUAUUUUUCCUCCUGCAAUUUACAAUAUGUCCUCACUUGUGUCUUUAAGCAUCUUCAACAAUCGUUUCUCUGGGAGCCUGAGGCCUGAUUUUGGUAAUUUGCUGCCAAAGCUUGGAGAGUUAUAUUUUGGAAGUAAUCUUCUCUCAGGAGAGAUUCCAACAACACUUUCAAAUAUCUCAACUCUCCGAAUGGUUAAUAUGGAGUAUAACAAUCUCACAGGAACUAUUCCUCCCAGCUUUGGAAAAUUAAGGAGUUUGCAAGUGCUAUCAGUUUAUAGUAAUUCUUUAGGGAGUCACUCUUUAAGAGAUCUUGAGUUUAUUAGUGCUUUAACUAACUGCACCCAACUCUAUACCUUAAAUGUGGCUAACAAUUCGCUUCGUGGUGACUUGCCUACCUCUAUAGCCAAUCUAUCCACGAACCUCAUUGAGCUAAACCUCGACUUAAACUUCAUCUCUGGAAGCAUUCCUUAUGACAUUGGGAAUCUUAAAAGCCUACAAAAAAUUUGGUUGGGAAGAAAUCUUUUGACAGGACCACUCCCAACCUCUAUUGGGAAGCUUUCAGAAUUGGUCUACCUAUAUGUCUUGUUAAAUAGAAUGUCAGGAGAAAUACCAUCUUCAAUAAGCAACAUCACUCGUUUAGAGAGACUAUAUUUGUCCAGCAAUAGCUUUGAAGGAACCAUUCCUCCAAGCCUUGGCAAUUGUAGCUAUCUGCAACAUUUGGUUAUGGAGGAUAAUAAGUUAAGCGGGGCUAUACCUUGGGAGGUAAUGCAAGUUUCAUCACUUAUGUUAUUAACCAUGUCACAUAAUUUAUUGACUGGCUCUCUACCAAUUGGAGGACUUACAAAUAUUGGUACACUAGCUGUUGUGCACAAUAAGCUAUCAGGGAAACUUCCAGAGGCUUUGGGAAAGUGUCUCACGAUGGAAAAACUUUAUUUGGGAGGAAAUUAUUUUGAUGGAACCAUUCCAGACAUAAGUGGAUUGGUGGGUGUUAAAGAGAUUGAUUUCUCGAACAAUAAUCUCUCUGGAGGGAUACCUAGAUAUCUUGUGAACUUCAAGGCUUUGGAGUAUCUCAAUCUCUCUAUUAACAACUUCGAUGGAAAGGUGCCAACAGAAGGAAAGUUUAAGAAUGCUUCUGUAGUUUCUGUAUUUGGAAACAAAAACCUAUGUGGGGGUGUCACGGAAUUGAAACUGAAGCCAUGCUUUUCGCUAAAACCAGCAAAGGAAGUUAAGCAUUUCUCUCUUUCCAAGAAAGUUGUGAUUGGUGUAAGCAUAGGCAUAUCUUUGCUUUUGUUGUUCUUUGCAGCUUCAGUUUCUCUUUUAGAAGUUGCGGACGAGAUGAUUCUUAACAAUGGACUUAGAAUUGGCUUCCCUAUUGUUGAGUGCUUGAAGCUGGUUUUGGAGGUGGGACUUAAGUGUGGUGAAGAAUCUCCUGUGAACCGGUUGGCAAUGAGUGAGGCCGUAAAAGAAUUGAUCUCAAUCAGAGAAAAGUUCUUUAGAUCCAGAAGAAGAGCUAGGCAUUGA
This is a messenger RNA of Thlaspi arvense, 2199 nucleotides long. The record is from the annotation of a GenBank genome assembly. NCBI's taxonomy places the organism in Eukaryota, Viridiplantae, Streptophyta, Magnoliopsida, Brassicales, Brassicaceae.